Messenger RNA from Exaiptasia diaphana, 1281 nucleotides. RefSeq lists its product as uncharacterized. The transcript is spliced from 5 exons. The record is from RefSeq and is a predicted model, not a curated record. NCBI's taxonomy places the organism in Eukaryota, Metazoa, Cnidaria, Anthozoa, Actiniaria, Aiptasiidae. The coding region runs from base 283 to 1134 and encodes 283 amino acids.
AUCGUGAAAUCUGAAACAUUGAGAAAUCACCAUUGCAUCAAUCAUAUUAUGUUUUCCACUGAAAUUUAAUACAUAAUUCAUUGACCAGAACGAAAAAUUAUCACUACUACUACUAAUGGUGGCCAGUACUAUUCGUACAAAAGUGUCGUCUUGACACUAGAUUAGAGUCUUUGUGGCUAGUUUUUAUUGUUAGUUUCGUUGUUUAAAUAAAACCUCGUUUAAAARCCCAUUAUUUUACGCGAUAUMAGGUUUCAUAGUUUCACCUGUUCCUUUGCGUAUAUCAUGGUAACAAAACUAGAAGUUCUUGCAYCAAUGUUCCCAUUUUACUAUUCAUCAAAAACYCGCCGAAUCAAGGAUUCAAUGUACCGCCGAAGAAAUUUCCAAAGCUACCUUUCUCCAGCUCGAGUUCGGUCUACAUCUGAUCAGAGCUUUAGAGCCACUUACGACAGUAGGAACAACAGCAGCUCCAAUUUCGACAUCGCCACCGAGAAAGAUGUUACAUCAGUAUACAGGGAAGCCUGCGAAAGAUCAAAUGGCGGCACAUUUUUCCAGCUUUUUUCAAGCCAACAGCAUGAGAAACCUCGAGAAGGUGAAAACAGCACAUUUCAGAGAGGCAAAGCUUACUUUGAAGGGCUGAGUAGCGAUGAAAAGGAUUAUGGAAGAUACAACAACGACAUAGAGASWGUGGGAAAACAAGAGUUUUCAGAAUCCAGUGUCGAUUAUGAAUCACAGUCCACUUCGUUCUCGUCGUUUGUGGAAGUUGAGAAASUCUGCACAUCUGAAACAGAUUCGACUGACCACUAUGAGAAGAAUCCAUUUGAUGAAAUGGCGAAAAUUCAGUCGAGMACUUUAGCAACAACGACAACUAUUACACAAGAAACGAAGUCAACCACACGCUCAACAACAGCAGAGUCACUUGAGACAACGUCCAGACCCUCAGCUGAUUAUUAUGGCGAGACGGACUGGUACAUGGAUAUAUUGCUACGAAUGCAAGCUCUUGAUAUGAAGCAGAAAAAUCUAAUGGUUCAGUAUGACUUCCUGGGAAAAUUAGCCAAUCAAAACCGACAAGAUAUCACUCAGUCGAAGGACUGGGGACAAUUUGAGCCCGACAUGAAAAACAUUGGAGUCUACUGAUUGAAUUGCGUUGGAAUGACAACGGAACUGACAUMCGACCACAGAUUUUGAAAAAAGGUUUUUUUCUACUUUCUCUACUUUGUAAAGUCUUUUUGACAAUUAGAAAAUGUUUAAAAAGAGAUAAUAAAAAGAUAAUUUGUCAGUAUA